GUCAAAGUUCACCCCCCCUCUCUCCCCUCUAACACAAAAACCCUUCUGCCUGGUUCGCUUUGCUUCACUAACGUCCGCAGCUGGAAGGGUAAAAAGGUUCUCAAAGAGCCGUCAGAAGGGAAGAUGAAGAGCUGCGAGGUCGUCGUUCUUUUGCUCGCUCUUCUCUGCGUGGGCCGCGCUGCUCCGUUGACAAGCUGUGACACUUUGCUGAAGCCGAUAAGCAUCAGCAAUGAACAAAUGUUGGGACGCUGGCUGUACAUCGGGGGGAGCUCCGACCUCCCGGGAAGUCGAUCUCUGGGACAUCUGCUCAACAGCAUCUGGUUGGACAUCCGCGCCACCUCCCUCAGCAACGUGCUCACCAUCUUCCAGACGCAGAGAAUCUAUGGUGAAUGUUCCGGGAUGAUCUACAACGUGACCAUGCAAAACAGCACAUUAUUGAUUGAGCAUCCGUUUUACCUCAAGGAAGUAUACCUGGAGACAGACUGUGCAGACUGCCUGGUGGUCUAUGAAGAAGUCAAAACCAGUCAAGACUCCUUUAAGAGUCUUCUGCUGUUCAGCAGGCAACGGAGCGUCUCACUUGCCGACGUGGAGAUGCUCAAGAUGCAAGCAAAGUGUCUCCAGAUGCCCUCCCCACUCAUGAUGGACCCGAGCUAUGAAAUCUGCCCAGACAACAUUGCAACCUCGGAUGGACUUGCUGCCUUCAACUCGUUGUUAGAGGCCAAGAUGGGACAGCGGGUUGCGAAGCUUCUCGACCAACUUUUUGACUUCUUUAUCAACUGAUUGUUGGAAAAUACUUUGAUAGCAUUGUGCACGCAUCUGCUAGUGUACACGCUCAAAUCAAACAAGUAGUGUGUUGCUCUGAUUUACUAAUAAAGUUCACUCAUAAAAUAAUACUUU
This is a messenger RNA of Syngnathus acus (greater pipefish), 897 nucleotides long. RefSeq lists its product as uncharacterized. The record is from RefSeq and is a predicted model, not a curated record. Lineage: Eukaryota; Metazoa; Chordata; Actinopteri; Syngnathiformes; Syngnathidae. Bases 124 to 780 code for a protein of 218 amino acids. The transcript has 6 exons.